GAUGAUACACAAAUCAACCACAACACAUACCAAUCAAAUCAAGAAGCUACCCAUCCAGGAAAACCACUAAGAUAUGUCAGCACUCGAACCCAAACAGAAGCUCGUCUAUGCCAUCCUGGAAUUUUUGAACGAUUCCAUCAAGGAUGGCACCGUUCGCAGCGAUGAUCAAGAGUCCAUGGAGGUUGCAAUGCAAUGCAUCUCUGAAUCUUUUUCUGUCGAAUGGUCUUCCGAUUCCCCUAAUAGCGCCCUGUCGGUCAAACCUAGUAGUUUGUUGAGCAUCUUUGAGGUCUUCCUCAAAACUCAAAAAAAAGUGGCAAGCACCUCGGCCGAAUCUACAUCUCAGCCUACUCAAAGCACCUCCCAAACCAAUAAAUCUCAAGAGGCUGAGUCACUCAAGGCAGCGGGUAACCAGUUGGUCUCGCAGCGUGACUUCUCGGCUGCGAUCGCGAAAUACACCGAGGCUAUUCAACUCGAUCCAACCAAUCCUGUUUACUAUUCGAACAGGGCUGCCGCUCAAAGUCAAUUGGGUGCCCACGAUGAGGCCAUCGAAGAUGCAUUGAAAGCAUUAGAAGUCGACCCUACCUUCGCUAAGGCUUACUCCCGACUGGGCCAUGGUUACUUUAGCUCGUGUCAAUACGAAAAGGCCGUCGAAGCGUACGAAAAAGGUCUAGAAUUAGAACCAGACAACACUACCAUUCGGAAUUCAUUAGCAACAGCCAAGUCUAAAGCCAAAAGCUCAUCCUCACUAAAUACGACCAGCAACCCGCCCGGUUCUUCGAACUCUUCACGUGGUGCUAUGCCCGGUAUGGGUGGUCCCGGUGGCAUGCCUGACCUCGCAAGCUUGAUGAACAAUCCCAUGAUGGCUCAGAUGGCUCAGAGCCUGAUGGCCAACGGUGGCAUGGAGCGAAUGAUGCAAAACCCCAUGGUUCAGCAGAUGAUGAACAGCUUAGGUGGCGCAGGUGGUGGGGGGAUGCCGGAUAUCUCUCAACUUAUGAACGACCCUGCCGCACGAGAAUUGGCCUCCAGCUUGAUGGGUGGACUCGGCGGGGGAGCAGCAGGAACUGGUCCUAAUAACGACAAUGCGAAACCCUAAAAACUCACGCUCACGAUGAUUUGUCCCUCGUCCUUUGAUUGCUUUGAUUAUUCUGCGUACUCACUGCGCGACUAUGAAAGGUUAUUGGUCCUGGGCUUGAUACAACGCCCAAGAGACUUGCCCCCCCCCCCCUUCAGAAAAACCAAGCUUUCAUGUCACAAUGCGUAGUGAUAAUACAUAUUUUAUCCCGGUCAAUUGCCUACUCUUACUACAAAUAUUGACAUCACCUCUCCAAGAAAUUCCAAGCUGAAAGGGCUGGAGGAUUCCUGGAGAUUUCUUUAACUCGCUGUCGACCAUCAAAUCUCACCUGUGAAUACCAUUCGGCCAAUCAGCCACCCUCCAGUACCCUCCAGUUCCUGAUGUGUGUGACCCGAUGACCAAUUGGUUCUGCUAGCUAGUUUCAAUAUUAUCACAAGGAUUCAAGUUUGUCCGUUGUCAUAAACAGCCAGUUGCGUCAAAUUACUCAGUCCAUCGUCUCAAGAAAUAUAAUUGGCUAGAGCACAAUGCAUGUAUGUGCUUUGAGGGUGUCAACAGUCUCUACAAUUUCAAAACAGGGUCAUUAAGUGAAAUCCAACCAAGAACUCC
Molecule: messenger RNA, 1678 nt
Organism: Puccinia graminis f. sp. tritici CRL 75-36-700-3
Lineage: Eukaryota; Fungi; Basidiomycota; Pucciniomycetes; Pucciniales; Pucciniaceae
Exons: 6
Coding region: 74-1093 (339 amino acids)
Biological process (GO): post-translational protein targeting to endoplasmic reticulum membrane
Cellular component (GO): TRC complex; membrane
Molecular function (GO): molecular adaptor activity; protein binding
Source: RefSeq, a predicted model, not a curated record